AUGGACUCCGACGAAGAGGAGAUGAAGGCCAUGAGAGGCUCCAAGCGGACAAUUCUAAUACUGCUAUGGGUUCUGCGGUUGUACGUGCCCUACUAUACGGGCAUGGCUUGCACCGGCUUGCUUCACUUCUUCGGCAAGUUCAAGACUCGGGGCAAUAGUGCCCAGGUUCAGGGACCUGGGAGCUUUAGCUGGCCGCAGCUCGCAAGCUGCUCUGGUGUAGCGCUUUUCGGCAUCUCCGCGCAGAGCCUGAAUUGGACCGGCAACAUGCUGGCCGGUAGCUCUGUUUUCGCCGUCGUUUAUGCCUCCGUGACCAUUUGGUCCGCGGUCCUUUCCUGGUUGCUCCUGCAGCGUGUGCUGACACUGUGGCAGUGGCUGAGCAUCAUUGCCGUAUUCGCUGGCUUGGCUGUCACUGGUGUGGAUGCCAGGAGCACUGGUGACUGCAUUUUUCUCGGCACCUGCAUGAUUGGUGCAGGUACGAUACUCCAUGCCACUUGCCAUGUCCUGUCGGAGAUGCUAUCCGUCCGAGGAUCCAGGAUCCCGGCCCAUUUGAAUGCCUCGAUCCAGGGCCUUACUGGCUGUGCCGUGGUAGGAGUUUGGCAGCUGGCUUUCACAGCUUCACACUGGCAGCGGAUAUCAGAACCCAUGGAGGAGAUUGGGACAUCCUGGCUGCAAGCCUCACUGCUUCUUUCUUCAGUGGCGCUGGGGAACUUUGUGCACGCUGGAACCUUCUUCUACCUGCUGACCCGGGUUGGCGCCGUGUCGACAGGCAUGGCCAAGGCCCUGCAGGGCGUCGUGGUCUUCGCGCUCUCCCACGUGCUCUAUUGCAGGCAAGAUGAAUCGCAGUGUUUCUCCUUGGCGAAGGGCCUGUCACUGCUCAUCGUCACGGCUGGGGUUGUCAGUUAUGUCCUCGCGACAAGCUCCGCGAAGAGCUCUGCAAAGCAGACCAGCAGCUGA
Symbiodinium natans is the source of this 954-nucleotide messenger RNA. Lineage: Eukaryota; Dinophyceae; Suessiales; Symbiodiniaceae. The record is from the annotation of a GenBank genome assembly.